AUGCUGAACUUACUACAUGCAACACCUGGUCUGAAGCAUCAUGAGACCUGCCCAGAGAUUUGGUUUGAUGCCUGCGGAAGAGGUGUCCGAAUGGACGCACAGCCAGACAAAGACUACACGAUGCCCGCGCCUCUUUGGAACGAAUUCGGCGCAACAAUCGGGCCGGCCGGCAUCUGGGCAUUAGAUGAGCACUGUAAUCGGCCUGAGCAUGUGUGCGCUGUCUCCGGAUACAUUAGGGACUUCCUGGGAUACCUGGAAGAUACUGUCGACCCCGACUUGACUAAUUGGCGCUGGGCAACUCUACCACCUAGUCAACUGGCGCAAUUCUGUAAGCGUAUAGGACGUCACCGAAAGGUUGGAUAG
Messenger RNA from Didymosphaeria variabile, 363 nucleotides. RefSeq lists its product as uncharacterized. The transcript has 2 exons. The record is from RefSeq and is a predicted model, not a curated record. NCBI's taxonomy places the organism in Eukaryota, Fungi, Ascomycota, Dothideomycetes, Pleosporales, Didymosphaeriaceae. Bases 1 to 363 code for a protein of 120 amino acids.